CCGUUUUCACGUGAACAGAUCUUAAUACUAGAUUGAUGGAGGAGUACAAAGUUGUCAUGAUUGACAAAUAAAGUUGUCAUCCUCGCUUCAUUAAACUUGUCACAAAUUACCGUUCGUAGUUGCCAUAUGUUCAUGCUACACGUAUGACACCUAUCAGUUAUCAGGAUCCAAAUAUAAGCACGCGGAUCGCGCUCCCCCUGUACCUCGUCUUCUUGUAUAUAGGUCACGCUCUUUGCUCCUGAAAGAACACCGUAUACUAUACGUGACAGCGCAGCACACAUUUCCCUCUUGCUUCCUGCACUACCACUUGGGCAGUGGUGGAGCGCCGCAGAGCUCGUAUCAAGCAGCCGAGGUGGUGGUGAUCAGUCGCUCUGCUGCAGGCUUGGCGGGCAUGGCGACGGCCGCUGCGAGCGUGAUCGCGCCGAUGAUGCUGCAGGGGCGGGUGGCGAUCGUGACGGGCGGCGCCGGCGGCAUCGGCUCGGCCGUGUCGAGGCACCUGGCGUCCCUCGGCGCGCGCGUGGCCGUCGCCUACGUCGGGGACCCGGCGCCCGCGCGGGAGCUCGUGGCCUCCAUCAACGCCGCCGCGCACGGCGGCGACCGUGACGCGCGCGCCGUGGCGGUGGAGGCGGACGUGUCGGACGCGGCGCAGGUGCGGGCGCUGUUCGACGCGGCGGCGGCGGCGUUCGGCGGGGAGCUGCACGUGCUGGUGACGGCGGCGGCGGUGAUGGACACCUCCUACCCGCCGCUGGCCGACACCAGCGAGGCGACCUACGACGCGGCCUUCGGCACCAACGCGCGGGGCACCUUCCUGUGCCUCCGCGAGGCGGCGCGCCGGCUGGCCCGCGACGGGCGCGGGCGGAUCGUCACCUUCUCGUCGUCCGGGGUCGGGUCGCUGCGGCCGGGAUACGCGGCGUACGCGGCCAGCAAGGCGGCCGUGGAGACCAUGACGAGGAUCCUGGCGCGGGAGCUGCGGGGCACGGGGAUCACCGCCAACGCCGUGGCGCCCGGGUCGACGGCCACGCCCAUGUUCUACGGCGGCAAGACGGCGGAGGAGGCCGAGCGGUACAUCGCGGAGGCGCCGCUGGGGAGGCUGGGGAUGCCGGAGGACAUCGCGCCGCUCGUGGGGUUCCUCGCCAGCGACGCCGGCGGGUGGGUCAACGCCCAGGUCCUGCGCUGCAAUGGCGGCACCGUCUGACAUGCGUGCCUGGUUUAAGAAGAUGGAACUUGUUGCUGAUUCGUUGGCUUCGUAGCAGCACUCCUUUUUCUCUCCUUGUUGGAACUGUGUAUGUGUGUAUUUUGGUGCGUUAUCCGUGCUGUACUGCUGUUGCGGUAGAGUUUGUUGUGGAAUUAUGGUUGCUGCCAUGACUCACGAGUUAAGCAUUCCUCUUUCUAUCA
Messenger RNA from Hordeum vulgare subsp. vulgare (domesticated barley), 1395 nucleotides. Its product is annotated as NADPH-dependent aldehyde reductase-like protein, chloroplastic. Bases 392 to 1195 code for a protein of 267 amino acids. Gene Ontology annotation, molecular function: oxidoreductase activity. The transcript is spliced from 2 exons. The record is from RefSeq and is a predicted model, not a curated record. Lineage: Eukaryota; Viridiplantae; Streptophyta; Magnoliopsida; Poales; Poaceae.